AUAACUGUCAAAAAUUAAAUUAUUAGUAGUUUCAUCUGAACCACACCUCGGGUAUAUCAUCACACGACAAACUCAGUAGUAAUUAACAAAACAUCUUUGAAAUGAAAAGUACAUACAGCACGGGACUUUUGUGGUUGAUGUUUUACAUAUAUGCAACUGUUAAUGGCGAUUGUAAUAGAGGAAUUGCCACGAGAAUGAUUAAAGACCAGCUGAAAACUUUGGAGAACUCUGUUAACAUGGCGGUGGAUGAUAAUUCCUGCUGCAACCCAAAACCGAAAAUACCUGUAGCAUUCCACGCCGAGCUUGGCUCUAACAGAAUUUACAAAGGCGGUUCAGUCUGGGUCUUUGACAAUGUCGUCACCAACGUAGGAAAUGCGUACAAUCCAAAGACGGGGAAGUUCACCACGCCAAGUAAAGGUAUCUAUCUGUUCAACUGGUACACUCUCAGUAACCCUGGUAAAGUGUCACAUGCAGGGUUAUACGUAAAUGGGAAGAUGAAAGGAAGACAGGCCUCAAAUAACCAAGGCAAUGACAAAAAGUAUAUUACUGCUGGUAGCAGCAUCGUCCUGGCUCUGGAGAAGGGAGAUUUAGUAUAUAUCAUGGAUGCUCACGGAAGAACAUCAGAUGUGAAAAGCUCUUGGACAGCCUUUGGUGGUGUGCAACAGGGCUGACAUGCAUAACAACCAGUUGUUUAUCUACUUCCUUCAAUAAAGGUUUAUCUAAAUUA
This is a messenger RNA of Ostrea edulis (European flat oyster), 727 nucleotides long. Its product is annotated as complement C1q-like protein 3. Gene Ontology annotation, molecular function: protein binding. The coding region runs from base 102 to 671 and encodes 189 amino acids. NCBI's taxonomy places the organism in Eukaryota, Metazoa, Mollusca, Bivalvia, Ostreida, Ostreidae. The record is from RefSeq and is a predicted model, not a curated record. The transcript is spliced from 4 exons.